UUAUCAGUCGUUCAGAAAAGAGCUCAAAACAAAACACGCUCGAAUCCUUAAAACCCUAGUCUCGUCCAUCGCGUCACCAGUUCUCAAUGGCGAAAGCCCUAUCCCGCUCCACCGCAUCACGCGUCGCCAACCGUCUCUUUUCAACCUCCAGAUCCGCCGCUCCUUCUCCCCUACCUUCUCACUCUACCCUCAUUUCCCGUCGAUCGACACCGACUCUGUUCCAUGCCAUCGGAUUCAUCCCCAAUUCGACCCGCCUGACAACGAUCCGAACCCGGAUGGAUAGGUCCGGUGGAUCGUACUCGCCUCUUAACUCCGGGUCCAAUUUCAGCGGCCGAGCACCAACAGAGAUGGCGCCGCUGUUCCCUGGCUGCGACUACGAGCAUUGGCUCAUCGUCAUGGACAAGCCCGGCGGCGAAAACGCGACUAGACAGCAAAUGAUCGAUUGCUAUGUUCAAACCCUUGCCAAAAUUGUCGGAAGCGAGGAAGAAGCUAAGAGGAAGAUCUACAACGUUUCUUGCGAGAGGUAUUUUGGGUUCGGUUGUGAGAUUGAUGAAGAGACAUCAAACAAACUCGAAGGGAUUCCUGGUGUUCUCUUCGUGCUUCCUGACUCUUACGUUGAUCCAGAGUACAAAGAUUACGGAGCUGAGUUGUUUGUGAAUGGAGAAGUGGUUCCGCGUCCUCCAGAGAGACAGAGGAAGAUGGUGGAGUUAACCACUCACAGAAGCUCGGAUAGACCCAACAAGUACAAUGACAGAACCAGGAAUGUCCGACGGAGAGAGAAUAUGCGUUAAGACUCCAGUUUCUCAGAGUCUUCUAUGCUAAACAUCUUCUCCUUUUUUUCCAUUUGAACUGUGAUCGUAUUACCCUUUUUUUUCUUAUGUUAUUUGCUUCACUAUGUCUGAAUAAUGUAAAGGGUGAUGAUGGUGUUAUGUAUAAUGUUGGUUAUCUUGCUUCACCUGAAGCCUUAUUGCUAGCAGAUACAGAAUUUUUUAUGUUAUGGAUUAAGUUAAGCUUA
This is a messenger RNA of Brassica oleracea var. oleracea, 1015 nucleotides long. Its product is annotated as multiple organellar RNA editing factor 6, mitochondrial-like. The transcript is spliced from 4 exons. Bases 87 to 791 code for a protein of 234 amino acids. Gene Ontology annotation, cellular component: mitochondrion. The record is from RefSeq and is a predicted model, not a curated record. Gene Ontology annotation, biological process: mitochondrial mRNA modification; cytidine to uridine editing. Lineage: Eukaryota; Viridiplantae; Streptophyta; Magnoliopsida; Brassicales; Brassicaceae.